Molecule: messenger RNA, 4715 nt
Organism: Chara braunii
Lineage: Eukaryota; Viridiplantae; Streptophyta; Charophyceae; Charales; Characeae
Source: the annotation of a GenBank genome assembly
CGAUGCGUGGUGGUCGUACACAUUCUCCGACAAUGGAAAGAGACCUGUUUUCCGCUAAACCUUGUUCGAAAAGCCGGUGCAAGGCAACGAUGAUGUCGACGACCGUCACGACGAUGUUGUUGACGUCAUCUGUAUCAUCAUCAGCAUCGCCGACGAGCUCCUCCAUCUCCAAGUCGGGACCGGGCACACAGGCGACGUCGAGGAGAAGGAGGCUUCAGCCAUUGACAGGCGGACACAGAUCGGCUGCCAUCGAUCAUCACCGUCCAGCUCAGCAAAGCAAUCAGCAAUCAGGACCUGCUCAGAACAUCUCGGAGUCCCUUUUUGAUUUCUUCUACAGUGAUGCCCCAUCAAAAGAAGACAGAUCAGCGGCCAUCAGCAACCAUCACCGUCGAUCGUUCUCUGCGGCUUUGAUUACACUCUGCCUGCCAAUCUUCGUACUAGUGAUGAUGAUGAUGAUGACGUGGCAGCCGGUCGUCGCAGGAAGAGCAACGCCACGUGGGGGCAAUUGCCCACCCCCUCCUCCUCCCCUCCCUCUUCUCUUCCCCUCGAAGAGCUCCUCCUCCUCCUCCUCCUCCUCCUCCUCCUCCUCAUCUCCUCAGCCGAAGGAAAACGCGAUCGCGAUGAAGGAGGCGAAGACGACCGGGAUCGCAAUCCCCGUCUACGAUCACGUCGACUGUAAUCACGACAGACACGUGGCAGCUGUUCGACGUGCCAAAGAACGAGAUACACCUUCACUGUCGGACUCAGAACUACGUUCUUCCCGCUCUAGGACUGAUGAUUUGAAAAAAAACCUUCACCGUCACUCUCGAAUGGAUAAGGAUAAUUUGCAGCAGAUGGAUGCAAUGCAUGAUGCCACGUCAGCCGGCCAUCCGAUGUCGAUAAUCCCAGGACGAAACGUCGUGUCUUCUUCCCAAAACGCCGAUUUCAAUGGUGAUCAUUCUUGGAAUGUUCCCAAGGAGCUGCUGUCUGAUGACCAAUCUGUUACUUUCUUCCCGUCGUCGUCGUCGUCUUCCUUCUCCUCCUCUUCUUCCUCCUCCUCCUACUCCUCCCCCUCCUCGAUGCCUGCCACGUCAGCCGAUCAUACGAUGUGGAUGAGGCCAGGGCGAAACGUCGUGUCUUCUUCCCAAAAUUCCAAUUUGAAUCAUGACCAUUCUUGGGACAUUCGCAAGGAGCUGCUGUCGGAUGACCAGUCUGUUACUUUCUCCCCCUCCUCCUCCUCCUCCUCCUCCCCCUCCUCCUCCUCUGCCUCGAUGCCUGCCACGUCGGACAGCCAUCCCAGGUGGAUAAGAUCAAGAGCACACGUGUCUUCUGUCCUGAAUUCCGAUCGCAAUGAAGAUUCUUCGAGUACUCGCAGAGAGCUGCAGUCUGAUGACCAAUCUGCUUCUCUCUCCUCCCCCUCCUCCUCCUCCUCCUCCUCCUCCUCCUCCUCCUCCUCCUCGUCCGCCUCGAUGCCUCUGGGAGAAUCCGAACCGUCCCCGCUCCUUCCAUCUGCUACUACUAAUGCAUCUGCCCCUGCCACCGCUGCUGCUGCUGCUUCCCCUGCAGCGCCAGACAUCUCUCUGCCGAGGAGCAUUCCAGGUCCGGAUGCCGUGUUUGUGUGCACCUUCGACUCCACCUUCUGCAACGCUGGCCAUGUCUUCUUCUUCUACCAAGAUUUGUACUCUGUGUAUUUCAUGCAUCCUCUCUCCAGCCGCACGGUCACCAGCUGGCGCCCUUUCCGAGAGCUUCUGGUCGGUAUCCCGUUCGAUCACAUCGAUGCCACGUUGGCAUGUUCGGAGGACCUCUGCGGCUCCGACGACGACGGUUCACCUUCUCCUCCUCCUCUUUCUGAUUCUCCAUGCGGUUGCACCGAAGCUUCGCAGGUCUUCUUCUUCUCCGGCGACGAGUACGUUCUCUACGAUCUCUCGCGGGUGCCUGCUUCUCGAAAUCCGUUGAUGUCAACGCAAGGGAUGCCUCUUGGUAAUGAUGAUGAUGGUGCUGCUCCUGCUCCUGGUCCUAGUAGUGCUGCUGAUGGCGAUGGUCCGGAUGAAGACGACCCCUCCUCCUCCUCCUCCUCCUCUCCUCUUCUCGUUGGCCCGAGGAAGAUCAAACACGGUUUCAAAAUGGAGUUCGACAGAGAUAUCGGGGCUGCCAUGCUUUGCCCGAACCUGGACGCCUUCUCGCUGGACAAUCCGGACGUUCCUGGUUCCACUUCUGGACCAGAAUUAGGACCAGGUUCACAAUCAGAACCUGGCCCUGCUCCUCUGACUGACAACAAUGCCACCACUCAACCCACCCACUGCGCCUUCUGCUAUCAAGGGGAGGUGGUUUUUUUCAAAGAGGACAGCUUCCUCAGGGUCAAUUUCGCAACUCGGCGCCAGACGGGUGUUCAACGACAUACCGGGAAAAUCUUAACCAUGCGUUCGGGCCAAUCAAGCGAAGGCCAAGGCAAUCCAUUGGCACUACGGAACUCAGACCCAGAGACGCCAUCGCUGAGUACAGUCAAUGCAGUGCUGCAGUGCACGGAGAAGAUGGGCACCAGGUGCUCCGAGAGCAGAAGGGUGUUGUUUCUAGAUGGUGGGGCCUCAUUCACGCUUGUGGACUUUGCCACAUGUCAUGCCGUCGGCUCCGGCGACGAAUUCCCGAAGCCAAACGAGGAGCAGUGGGAUGGGUUGUUCGGCUGUUUGCCUAGAGACCCGGGAUCGAGUCCGUCUAUCUCUCGACUGACCGUUCAACUAACUAACGGUAAAGGUGACGGUAACGGUAAGACUACCGGUGACCAGCCGUCGCCGUCUGCUGCUAAGCGGAGAGGUCCUUAUGAGCAGUGCACGCCUAACGGAACUAACGGCAGGCCCCCAGCUCCUGAGGGCAAAACGGAGCAGGGGAGACCGUUCUCUAGCAGCAUUUGGAUAGGGGCAGCGGGUGGGGCGCUGACCUUGGCCCUCCUACUGAGCUGUGUGGGCCUGGCAGGGUGCCUGAUCAUGAGAAGAAACCGGUAUCUGAGAGGACUGGGCUCGGGAUCGGACAGAGAGAGUCUGAAGAGUCAAAGGGAGAUGGGGGCGAGGCUGGCCGUGGAGUUGUUCGGAGUGGAUGUGAUCCGAAAGGAGGAAAGGGAGGGGUCGGCCGAGAUCCCAGCAGGGCCUGCAAUGUCCCCACGGUCGGCCCCGUCGCCGGGAUCCCGGUCGACGCGGUCGGGCGGGUCGUCAGGUCGGUCGUCGACAGCACGGUCGUUCCGCAGACGACAACAGUCCACCAGUUUCGCGAGAGUCAAGGAGCACCUCAGAGCCUCCCGCACCGGGAAGAGCAGGGACCAUGUCUCUGCCAUGCUGCAGGAAUCGCUGGAGUUCAGCUUCGAGGAGAUGGAGGUGGCCACGGACAACUUCAACCCCAGAAACAUCAUCGGAAAAGGCGGAUUUGGAGCGGUAUACAAGGGAAGGAUGCCAAAUGGAAAGAAUGUGGCAGUCAAAGUGAUGCAGAUGACGCCGACAUGCAAUGUGCUGAAGGUGUUUAUCUCUGAGGUGGAGACGCUGUGCCGAGCUGAGCAUCGCAACCUUGUGGAACUGCUGGGGUGUGCAGCUGGAGAUAACAACCACCUGGUACUGGUGUAUGAGUACAUGCCACGUGGCAGCUUAAGAGACUACUUGCAUCAUCACAGUGGAAUUCGACCACCACCUCCCGUGGGACUUGUCCAAGAACAGCAUCUUGUGAAUCCUCCUGGUUAUAAAGGGGAAACCGUCGUCAAGGGUAGCAAAUGUUCGGUUUCGUCUUCUCAGACACUGUCCCAUUCAGACGAGCUCGAGCUCCCUCUUGUUGGAGAUGAAUGUCCUCCUAGUGAGAAUAUACUCCCUACUCUAGGAUGGAACAAGCGCAUGUCUGUUGCACUUGAUGUAGCACAAGGGAUCAAGUAUCUUCAUGUUGACUGUGUUCCUGCAAUCAUUCACCGCGACAUAAAGUCGAGCAAUAUACUUCUAGAUCAAGACUUUACUGCUAAGGUUGGCGAUUUCGGGCUGUCGAAACUGCUAGGAAAGGACAACUGGGACUCAGAGCACCAACAUGCAAGCACCACGAGUGCCGUUCGAGGAUCGCUGGGGUACGUUGACCCUUCUUAUGUCACAACCGGGAGAGUCACCCUGAAGAGCGACGUCUAUAGCUUUGGUGUCUUGCUCAUCGAGCUUCUUACAGGCCGCGAGCCUCUCGAUCCCACCCUACUGGCGAAUGAAGGCAAGGGGCUGAUUCGUUGGGCCCUGCCUCACCUGGAAAAUGGGUGCGCUGAACUUAUCUUGGACCCCUCUCUCAAAGGAAUGGCACCAAUUGGUGCUGUGAGGGAAGCUGGAAUCGUUGCUGCUGCAUGUGUUCAGCCACAAGAAUCCGAAAGGCCUUCAAUGGAGGAUGUUGUGGAACAGCUCAGACCCUUGGUUAAGUGGAAAGACACCUCUGGUUUAUACACGUCGAGUGUUAGCCCUCCUCCUGUUGAGGAGUCGUAUAUCUCGUCGGUUACCAUUGAGUCAUCCCACGGUUGGAGUUGCUCCGGAAGCGACUCUACAUUGAAGAAAGCUCCGCAACCGUCCAUUCAUUCUGCCGUGAGCGAGGAAUAUGACCACGAUGACGGAUGGAACUCGGAGAGCGAGACCCUCGUGGUCAAGACAAGCAAGGAGAAACUGGAGAGGUGAAUUGCAGACCAGCAAACACUGCUCAUUUAUGUCCAUUCUUAUGAUCCACUCUUCAUAUCAGGAAUC